AUGUCUGAUACCGUCUCAUAUGACACCCUUAGGUACUCCGAAACGCAGCUGGAAGGUUACAAUGAUGCCCCAGACACGCACAAAACACGUACGAAGCCAACCAAGCCCAUCCCCACUCGAUGGCGACCUCCUACAUCCUUCUUCCCGCGUUUGAUCUUCCACAUAACGUGCUUUUGCUUGGCAUUUCACUCAGAUUUGAAUUUCAUGUGGGAUAUCUUCCGAGAGCCUGAUGGUUGGGAAAACUUCCAUGCUCUAUACCUCACUCAAAUCAAUCAAUUGAGUACUGUGCAAGGAUUGGUCCUUACGACUGUUGCGGUCUUUAUCUCCACUCCGCCCCCUCUGAAACAGAUCGACUACGCUGCUGAUGGACCUUAUACACUCCUAUCGGAGUCACUGGUGUUCUCAUUGUUCAGUCUGUUAUUUCAGCUCUACACCUCUGUCGUGGGGCACAGUUAUCAAAAGCAGAAAACCUUCAAAGCUUUGAAACGAAGUCGGUGGCUAUUUCUAUGUCACAUCAUGACUCUGUCAAUUCCAGUUUAUAUCUUUGCUAUAUCACUACUGCUGCUCAUCUUCGGCAUCUCUCUGACGGGCUUUAUGUCCUCUUCGACUUCAGCUCAGAUUUUUACCGGCGCAACUUUCGCGCUACUUGUUACAUGUCUGCUUGCUUCUAUCCUACCGUCGCCAUUCUAUUCGCGACUUUAUAAGAUAUUGUGGAGGAUAACUGACUAUGUCGAGGAAGACGAUGACGACGACGAGUUGGAGAAGGAGCAUAGUGAGAAGGAUACGGGGGGCCUUGCAUGA
Molecule: messenger RNA, 801 nt
Organism: Suillus bovinus
Lineage: Eukaryota; Fungi; Basidiomycota; Agaricomycetes; Boletales; Suillaceae
Exons: 4
Coding region: 1-801 (266 amino acids)
Source: RefSeq, a predicted model, not a curated record